AUCGCCCUCCUCUAUCAUCGAGACCUCACCAGAAUUCAGCAUAGCCCCGUCUGUCAAACACUCCAUCAAUGGCUGCUGUGGAGCUUUGUGUUAAGGCUGCCGAUGGUGCCCCUGAUGUUCUUGGAGAUUGCCCAUUCUGCCAGAGGGUACAGCUGACCUUGGAAGUGAAGGAAGUUCCCUAUACGAUGCAUCUGAUCAAUCUCAGCGACAAGCCCCAAUGGUUUUUGGAGGUAAACCCAGAAGGAAAAGUCCCUGUAAUCAAAUUUGAUGAUAAAUGGAUAUCUGAUUCUGAUGUGAUCGUUGGCCUUAUUGAAGAGAAGUACCCAACCCCUCCUCUCUCUCCUCCCCCCGAAGUCGCCUCUGUGGGGUCCAAAAUAUUCAUUUCUUUCAUCAAGUUCUUGAAGAGCAAGGAUCCGCAUGAUGGUACAGAGCAGACUUUGCUUGAUGAAUUGAAGGCCUUGGAUGAGCAUCUCAAGGCACAUGGACCAUAUAUCAGUGGGGAAAACUUUACUGCUGUUGAUUUGAGCUUGGCACCUAAGCUCUACCAUCUGGAGGUGGCUCUUGGACAUUUCAAGGGCUGGGCUAUCCCUGAAAGCUUGACUCAUGUGCUUAGUUAUGUGAAGCUACUUUUCUCUUGGGAGUUAUUUGAGAAAACCAAAGCCCCAAAGGAGUAUGUGAUUGCAGGAUGGAAGCCCAAGGUUGAGGCAUGAAGUUGUUCUAAACUCUAGUUUACCUUUAACUUUCUGAGAGUUCAGAGAGACCUGUGCAGGAUGCUUUGAGCAACAAUUGAGCAAUGUUUGCUCAUUUAUGUCUAAUAAAUGUAUCUAUCUUUCAGACUAUUAGCUAUGGUAUUUGAUAUUAGAUGGUGAGAGCAGUUAUAUGGGUUCUAGUUACAAUUCAUCCUUUCAUGGCUAUUCUAUAAAUAGAUUCUAGUUAAGUAUUUGCUUGUUUGUGACACAAUUUCGAGAGUGAUUCGGCAGUAUAAGUAUUGAUGUAGGAACCCUUUUCUUUUUCACUGCUACUGUGGUUACCUAGCCAUUC
Messenger RNA from Ilex paraguariensis (yerba mate), 1041 nucleotides. Lineage: Eukaryota; Viridiplantae; Streptophyta; Magnoliopsida; Aquifoliales; Aquifoliaceae. The record is from the annotation of a GenBank genome assembly.